Archocentrus centrarchus (flier cichlid) is the source of this 1150-nucleotide messenger RNA. Its product is annotated as palmitoyltransferase ZDHHC3. The record is from RefSeq and is a predicted model, not a curated record. Bases 1 to 1017 code for a protein of 338 amino acids. Lineage: Eukaryota; Metazoa; Chordata; Actinopteri; Cichliformes; Cichlidae. The transcript has 9 exons. Gene Ontology annotation, molecular function: palmitoyltransferase activity.
AUGAGUUUACGGUUUCCGACUGUCCGGGAAGGCAACUUCAAGUUUAGACCUGACGUCACCCGGAAGCGGGGGACGGGGGGCGGAGCCCGGGAGAAGAUGGCACCUCUUCGCUGUAGGCGAGAUCCCUGCGGCGUUAUCUGCCUGAUUUUAACUUACUUCAGCGUGUUUUACGCGGACUAUGUGGUUAUACAAUAUGUGCUCAUCCCCGCGUACUCGGACAGUGUGUGGUGCACUCUCCAUGGCUCAGUGUUCAACCUGAUUCUGCUGCUGCUGCUUGCCUGCCACUCCAAAGCUGUCUUCUCAGAUCCUGGUAUGGUGCCUCUUCCUGACACAGCCAUCGACUUCUCGGACCUCCGCUCUCAGUCGUCUCGGAUGAACGAGCGGGGCUGUGAAGGCUGGACGGUUUGCAGUCGCUGUGAAACCUACAGACCUCCCAGAGCGCAUCACUGCCGCGUCUGCCAGAGGUGCAUACGCCGCAUGGACCAUCACUGUCCCUGGAUCAACAAUUGUGUCGGGGAGCUAAACCAGAAGUACUUCAUCCAGUUUCUCUUCUACACUGGUAUGGCCAGUCUGUACUCCAUGGUGCUGGUGGUGUCGGCGUGGGUGUGGCGGAUAAGGAAUGAACGAGGCGGUGAUGCGGAGAAGGAAGGAGAGGAGGUGCCCAGCAAACACCUGAUAGUGGCGCAUUACAUCAUCCUCCUGGUGGAGUCGGUGCUGUUUGGUGUGUUUGUCAUGGUCAUCUUCUACGAUCAGCUGGUCUCCAUAAUCACAGACGAGACUCCCAUCGAGCAGAUGAGAAACAGGCUGAUGAUUAAGGACAGAAGCGCUUCCUCCUCUUCGUCGUCCUCCUCCUCGCAGCUGCCUCACCACCCUUCACACACCCGCAAACCAAAGCUGGCCCUGCUGCGGGAGGUCUUUGGAAGAGGGUCGGUUUUUUGCUGGCUUCUCCCGCUCCACUCCAGCCCGCCGUCAGUCGGUGGCAUCACCUACUCCGCCCUGCCCGACUACGACGUCUGACCUGUGAGCCGCGAGCGCAAGGGAGGACGGAGAAUAAAGGGAAGGCGAGGGAGGUUUCUGUGUGUGUGUGUGUGUGUGUGAAUGAAUUUUCUGCCUGUUUACGAUGUUUUAUCUCUGGAACUGAGGGGUGAGC